Molecule: messenger RNA, 2061 nt
Organism: Marchantia polymorpha subsp. ruderalis
Lineage: Eukaryota; Viridiplantae; Streptophyta; Marchantiopsida; Marchantiales; Marchantiaceae
Source: the annotation of a GenBank genome assembly
GGGAAGGGAGAGAAAUAAAAGGGGACCGGGCCAGGCCAGUGAGCAGCGAACGACAGAAGCCCAUACCCAGCCAUGCCAUGCUGUUCAUGAGAAUCUGACGCGGUCAGCAAGUCUGACACACGGACCGAUGACAGUGGGGUGCCGCACUGCGGGCCUGUCCGGCCGACUGAGCCCCUGACCGACCCACACACAUCUUUAAAUUCCCUCGAUGCACGAGGGAACGGGCCGGUCGAAAGAAUGAAAUGCUCACAUGGGACGCCUUUCUCCUGAAUGCCUUUCUAUCAUUUUGCACACAGUGCUCCCGGUACAAUAUUAAUUGAUUGAUUGUACCAACGACGAAAGUGUGAUUUAGUGACCGCCCCAGCCCAUCGCCCAUCACUUCAUAGCCUACGCCAGUCUCGCGCACCCAACGGGUAGGUACCGGAAGGACGAGUACUCGUCGUAGUAGGUCAAGGGAGGGCAAGAGGGGCCGAGAGAGCGUGACGAGAAAGAGCGGCACGGCAAGCCAGAAGUGUAAUUGUGCGUGUAGCUUCUACGAUCUUGCCUACCUCUAACUCUCGCACCGCAUCCCCCUCGGACCCUACUCCUGCUCUGUGCCCCCUGAACUCUGCAACCUGCGAACUUCUGGCCCAUACAGGAAUUGCGCCCGUUGUCGAGGCACGAUAAAGGGCCGAGUAUAUUUGGGAGGAAGCGGGACGGCAGACGACUUCAAGACUCGGUCGUCUCGUCGAGAGCAGAGCGCUGGAACGAGAAGACUUGGGCUCGAGAAAAGAAGCGGGGAAAGAAGCUCGUCGUGCUUCGGGCUGGCAGAAGUCUAGGGCUGUAUGUGAGUGGGUAGAGUGCUUGUUGCUGUGACAGUCGUCGGUGUUGCGGGGCUGGUUGCGGAAGCGGAAGCGGAAGCGGGAGCUGUGGAACGUCGGAGAUGGAGCGGAAAUCGGGGACGAUGGUAGGGGUGAUGGUCGUGGGGUUUCUUCUGUUGGCAGAGCUUCCCUAUAUCGUCGCCGAUUAUCAGGGCGACGCGCUUUUCGCGCUGAGAAGAAACUUGAAGGACCCUGCGAAUGUUUUGCAGAGCUGGGAUCCGACUUUGGUAAAUCCAUGCACUUGGUUUCAUGUGACUUGCAACUCUGGCAACCAGGUCAUUCGGGUGGACCUUGGAAACGCGGGCCUUUCGGGCUCGUUGGUGCCCGAGCUAGGCAACCUGCAUAGUCUGCAGUAUUUGGAGCUCUCGAAGAACAAGUUGGAUGGCACGAUACCGCAAGAACUGGGAAAACUGAAAAAUCUCGUCAGUCUGGACUUGUACUACAACAAUUUCACAGGCGAGAUUCCCUCGUCGCUGGGUGAGUUGAAGUCGCUCGUCUUUCUCCGUGUCAACAACAACAAACUCAGCGGGCGCAUUCCUAACGAGCUGACCAGACUCCCGAACUUGAAAGUUGUGGAUUUCUCCAGCAACAACUUCUGCGGUACUUUCCCGACCUCGGGCUCGUUUGCCCGAUUCUCUUCCAAGAGUUUCGAAAAUAAUCCAUCACUCAACGGUCCCGAGCUUUUGGGAGCCCCCUACGACUCGACUUGCCACUGAUGCAUCUUUUCCUCUGUGCUCUCUGCACUUAACAUCAUGAUACCUCUGUGAGCGGCUCGAGCCUCUUGCGAUGAACGCAGCUUUUUUGGUGAGGGCAAACACUGUAAUUGGGUGAUUGUCUACUACAUGAGACAGGUCUUUUUUGCCAGAUUAGGCGCAGCCUCGUCAUCUGACUGUAGUGUAGCUUAAGUGCUUUACGCCUUUCCGUAGAUGCGAUAAAUUCACCGAAACGUACAUACUCGUUGACAGUUAUCCACCAGCUACAGAUAGAAUGCGGGAGCCAGACCCCAUACGAUGGCUUCAUGCAACGAACUGAUUUUCUCUUCUUUGUAAUGUAACCUUUCCCGCCAGUCGGUUGAUAUGCAUCAGCCUUUGCAGAUGAGAAAUUGCCUAAGACUUUGUUGGCGUCGCAUCUCAAGUGAGAUCCAAGAUGAUUAAAUGCCUUGUUCUUGAUAAUCAAUUUGGUGUUGCCACCCGUCGAUCAU